CCGCUAAGUGUUUGUCCAGAAUCACGCAAGGAUGCCAGGGAUGCCACCGCUUCAACUCUCGUCCGUCAAGGCACCAGAGUCUACUCGCUACCACGGCAGACCAAUGAAUGAUUCCAUUGACUGUACCUGUCAGCGGUGUGGACCGACUUGUCGCAAUCCAAUCUCGCAUGGUACCUACUUCUUGCCUCUGCAAGGGACCCACUGGUCGUGAGGGGUUGCCUGCCAUGGUAUUUAAAUCACCCCGGACGGCUUCAUUGCAGUUGCUCAGGGUCGACCUCAGAGCUGCCAAUCCGACUCCACGAUGCUUGUCCGCCAGCUUACCGUGGCUCUGGCCAUUGCGGCGUUGGCCAAUGCACUUCCGACUACUGUCAAGCAUGUUCUCCAUGAGAAGCGCGACCUAUCUUCUUCAGACUGGGUGAAGAGGGCCCGCGUCGACAGCCAUGCUGUUCUACCCAUGCGCAUUGGCCUGGCCCAGAGCAAUCUGGAGAAGGGAUACGACUACCUUAUGGAGGUCUCCCAUCCGGAUUCGGCGCGCUACGGCCAGUACUGGACAUCAGACCAAGUUCACGACAUGUUCAGUCCCUCAGAGGAAGCCGUUGAGGCAGUGAGAGAAUGGCUCGCAUCUGCUGGCAUUAAUCCCUCGCGUGUCGUUCACUCCGACAACAAGGGCUGGCUUGCCUUUGAUGCCUAUGCACACGAGGCCGAAAAUCUCCUGAAGACCAAGUUUCACGAGCACGAGAGCGCCAGCAGUGCAAGCAUUCGGGUUGGAUGCGACAGUUACCAUGUCCCUGAGCACAUCCAACACCACAUUGAUUACAUUACACCGGGCGUCAAACUCACCCCGGUAGUCAAGAAGAACAAGAAGGCGAAGCGCGCGUCGCAGCUCGCCCAUUCUUCUCAGCUGAAGGCUGUCUCCGGAGAUGAGAUUAUUUCCAGCAAAGCAAAACUGCUACCGACUGAGCUACAAGGCUGUGGAUCGAACAUGACACCCACCUGCAUUAAGGCUAUGUAUCAUAUCCCGGAUGCGACAAAGGCGACCAAGGGCAAUACUCUCGGGCUAUACGAGCAGGGCGACUACUUUGCCAAGGCUGACCUCGAUCUGUUCUACAAAAACUAUGCCCCUUGGGUUCCCCAGGGCACGUAUCCUAUCCCUGCUCUAAUUGAUGGAGCCAACUACUCUGUCCCAGCUUACAGCUCGUUGGACACCGGUGAAUCGAACAUCGAUAUUGAUAUGGCCUACGCCCUAAUUUACCCGCAGGAGGUCACCCUAUACCAGGUCGAUGACCAGUAUUACGAGCCGGUCGAGGUCUCCACGACCAAUUUGUUCAACACCUUCUUGGAUGCUCUGGAUGGCUCAUACUGCACCUACAGUGCGUACGGGGAGACGGGCAAUGAUCCAGACAUCGACCCAGUCUAUCCAGACACCCACCCUGGCGGAUACAAAGGCAAGCUGCAGUGUGGUGUCUACAAGCCGACCAACGUGAUCUCGGCAUCCUACGGACAGGCCGAGAAAGACCUUCCGGUCGCAUACACGAAGCGUCAAUGCAAUGAAUUCAUGAAGCUCGGCCUGCAAGGGCACUCGAUCCUCUUCGCCUCUGGCGACUACGGCGUGGCCUCGUUUGCUGGAGACGGUGGCAACGCGAACGGCUGCCUGGGCCCGGAGGCGAAGAUCUUCAACCCCCAGUAUCCGUCUAACUGCCCCUACGUGACCUCGGUGGGAGGCACCAUGCUCUACGCGGACCAGACCUACCAGGACAAGGAGAGCGUGAUGCACGCAAAUCUGGGCGGCACUGCCAGCAACUUCAGUUCGUCCGGGGGGUUCUCCAACUACUUCCCCCAGCCCGAAUACCAGAAGAAGGCGGUCGAGAAGUACUUUGAGCGUGCCAACCUGACCUACCCAUACUACUCGGAAUUUGAGGUCAACUUCAACACGACCAAAGGCCUUUACAACCGCAUUGGUCGUGCGUAUCCUGAUGUCUCAGCCAACGGAGCCAAUUUCCGUGCCUUCAUGGGCGAGGAGCUGUAUCAUUUCUACGGAGCGAGCUUGGCGUCGCCACUUUUUGCCUCCGUGCUCACGCUGAUCAACGAGGAGCGUCUCGCGGUCGGAAAGGGUCCUGUUGGUUUCGUCAACCCCGUCCUCUAUGCGCACCCCGAGGCGCUGAACGAUAUUACCAAUGGCACCAAUGCCGGAUGUGGUACCUACGGCUUUAGCGCUAUCCCCGGAUGGGACCCCACUACUGGACUGGGCACGCCCAAUUACCCUAAGCUGAAGAAACUGUUCCUGUCUCUUCCUUGAAGGAUGGGAAAUUAGCCCGAGACAGGAGGUGGUGGGUUUCAAUCGCGAGAAUGACAGCUUUACUUGCGCUUGGGAUGACUGGACCGCCCGU
This is a messenger RNA of Aspergillus saccharolyticus JOP 1030-1, 2387 nucleotides long. Its product is annotated as S53 family peptidase. The record is from RefSeq and is a predicted model, not a curated record. Gene Ontology annotation, biological process: proteolysis. Lineage: Eukaryota; Fungi; Ascomycota; Eurotiomycetes; Eurotiales; Aspergillaceae. The transcript is spliced from 7 exons. Bases 302 to 2296 code for a protein of 664 amino acids. Gene Ontology annotation, molecular function: serine-type endopeptidase activity; tripeptidyl-peptidase activity.